This is a messenger RNA of Serpula lacrymans var. lacrymans S7.9, 933 nucleotides long. RefSeq lists its product as uncharacterized. Bases 1 to 933 code for a protein of 310 amino acids. The transcript is spliced from 2 exons. Gene Ontology annotation, molecular function: zinc ion binding; nucleic acid binding. The record is from RefSeq and is a predicted model, not a curated record. Lineage: Eukaryota; Fungi; Basidiomycota; Agaricomycetes; Boletales; Serpulaceae.
AUGUCGUCGCAAAACCAACCCGAUGUCAACACUCUGUUGCACAACAUGCAUGCACAGAUUUUGGUGUUGACCACACAACUCGCCGAGCUACAGGCAGCCCCUCCUGCAGCAGCACCCUCGGUAGAGAAAAAGUUUAACAAGAAAGUCGAAAUCAUCGCUGACCCCGGCGCUUUCAAAGGAGACCGGGCUCGAUUUGCCGAAUGGUGGACCAAGCUCCAAAUUUGGAUAAAGGUGAACUGGGAUGCGUUCGCCAAUGACUUUGAGGUAGCAACUGUGGUGCUAUCUCAACUAAAGGGACCUGUGGCAGGUCAAUACGCCCAAGUUAGAUUACAGGAGUGCUACACCGCGGGUGUGUGGCCUGCCUGGGAUGAUCUCAAAGUAGAGAUUGAAAAAUAUCUUAAACCACAGGCUGAGCGUGACUGGGCUCGCCAACAAAUCCAUUCCUUCAAACAAGGAAACAUAAGGACAGACGACUACGUAACCCGGUUCCUGGCCCUCUCCAUCCAAGGGGGUUUAGGUAACGAACAUGCAAUAGAGUUGCUGGAACGCAAUGUGAACCCCCACAUUGCAGAACAACUCUACCUGCAGGAUAUGAGGCAGGAUAAACUCUCAGACACGGCAGAAGAAAUUCGUAAAAUCGGGCAGGGAGCCCCUAUGGAUAUUGGCGCGGUCCAGGGCAGACAGAUGCACAGAUUGAAAGGGAACUGCUACAAUUGUGGCCAAGAGGGACAUAUGUCCCGAGACUGUAGAAACAGGGCGCAGGCCGCUCAACCAAAAAAUAAUCAAAGGCGCCAGGCGCGCCAAUUAGAAGCAGAAAAACUGGAUGAUUGGCUUAAUUCUUUAGCCGGUUGUUCUUACGACAAAAUCUGGGCUUUCUUCUAUGAUCAACAGGCUGCUGAGAUGAAGGCCCAGGGAAAAGAAUUCGGAGCGUAG